ACGGCGCGACCGUCCGCAGUCGAGCUGUUCUACGGGCGGCGCGAGACCUCGUCGAGCAGCGCCGCUCCGGUUGGCACCGCGCGACCGUCCGCAGUCGAGCUGUUCUACGGGCGGCGCGGGACCUCCUCGAGCAGCGCCGCUCCAGUUGGCACCGCGCGACCGUCCGCAGUCGAGCUGUUCUACGGCCCACCUCCAUCUGAAGCCGCGCUCGCAGCGACCGCCCACCUAUUGCCCACAGCGUCGUCGUCUAGGCAGCAGAGGUACGCGCCGCAGACCUGACCGCAGCCGCCGCAACGCUAUGCAGGGGACGAGACCUGGAGCUCGCACUCGGGGGCGCCAGAGCCACCGAUUCACCAAGACUCUAGGCUGGAGAAGAUCCGAUCGGAGUCGCUCCGUUCCCCGAUGACGCUUGAGCAGCUGCUGAUGUCCCGCUCGGCGUUGGUGGUCCAACUGCUCGAGCAGGUUGACGAGGAGAUACGCCGCAGGGUGCUCGGCUGGUUCGUGCACCGCGCGCACGAGAUCAUGGGGAACAGGCAGGGGCAUGCGGAGUUCGCCACGCUGCUGCGCAUCUGCCGCUGGCGGCAUGAGGAGCUCCGCAGCAUCGUGGAGGCCGCCAUCACGCCCAACCUCGUCUCAAGGUCCAACGACGGGGUGACUUCUCUGAAGAUGCUCAUUGCCGAGGUGGCGCGGCACUGGGACCUGUCCGAGCGGCUCGUCGGCAGCUUCGUGAAUGAGCGCGUGAUGGACGAGCCCGGAGGGAACGAACUGAUUGCUCACUGUUUCACCACGAUGCCUUACGAGGCGACCAAGGCUCUGAUCCGGCACGCCCUGGACACCAUCAAUGACAAGCUGGAGUCAGAGUUCGGGUCGAGGUGCCUGGCAGUAUGCUUCAGGAACGCGCGAGCUGACGAGCUCAAGGACUUCGAGAAGGUCGUCUGUGAAGACGCCAUAGCAAUGGCCAUGGGCCAAUACAGCAACUACUUCAUGCAGGGCGUCCUGGAGCAUGGGGACAUAGGUGUACAGUACGCCGUCGUGGAUCAGCUCAUGACGGAAGUCGCCAGUCUGUGCUGCCACCGGUACGGGCACUACGUCCUGCAGUCUUGCAUCCUGAAGACCGGCGAUUACCGGGGCGAGCUGCUGCGGCGUCUGAUCCAGGAGCUUGAACGGCUGGGCGAUACACAGCUCGCCGGGCUGGUGAAGAACCGCUUCGGCAGUCGCGUCCUCAGCCGCCUGCUCGACACGGCCGAAACUCCUCGCUUCAGGAACGAGCGCUGGGGUUGGGAGCUGGCCCAGAGGAUCCGGCGCGCAUCGGCGGCCCACCUGGGGCCUGACCUGGAGAAGACUAACGCAAAGCGGGUGAUGAAGUCCGUAGACCGGAUGGGGCUGUAGCUUUCGUUUCUGUGUUUUUGCAUUGUUUUCCAUCUGACGGAAGCUAUCCGGGGAUGGCUAGUUCGGUUCUAGAUGUGGACAUGGUGUCGAAUGUCGAGUACGAGCCUGAUUUGGAAUGCUGAUGUAAA
Triticum aestivum (bread wheat) is the source of this 1517-nucleotide messenger RNA. Its product is annotated as pumilio homolog 2. NCBI's taxonomy places the organism in Eukaryota, Viridiplantae, Streptophyta, Magnoliopsida, Poales, Poaceae. The transcript has 5 exons. Gene Ontology annotation, cellular component: cytoplasm. Gene Ontology annotation, biological process: post-transcriptional regulation of gene expression. The coding region runs from base 403 to 1389 and encodes 328 amino acids. Gene Ontology annotation, molecular function: mRNA binding. The record is from RefSeq and is a predicted model, not a curated record.